CCCCAAAACCAAAACCCUUGCUCGUCUACGCUGUACCGCUCUCUCUCUCUCUCUGCCCAUCCAAUGGCCGACUCGAAUCAAUGGGUUAAGCACAUCGAAUCGUUCGUCGGCUCUUCUAGCUCUCCUUCCCAGCAGGCUGCUAGUUUAGAUGCGAUUGCCGCUCUUUUGAAGAAUGAUGUGAUAACUAUGGAAAAAUUUGUUAGAGAGAUGGGGAUGUAUUUGACCACUACAGACAGCAUCAUUCGGGCAAGAGGUAUGCUUCUUCUUGGAGAGCUACUGACGCUCCUUGUAUUAAAGCCACUUGAUGAUGCUUCCCUGCGUAGCUUGAUAAAAUUCUUUGCAGAAAGGCUGGCAGAUUGGAAGGGCUUGCGUGGUGCCAUUGUUGGUUGCUUGGCACUAAUGCAUAGGAAAAGUAAUGUUGGUAUGAUUAGUGUUGAUGAAGCAAGAGCAGUUGCCCAGUCUUAUCUACAAAACUUACAAGUUCAAUCCCUGGGACAGCAUGAUAGGAAGCUUUGCUUUGAACUUCUGGAGUGCCUAUUAGACCGCUAUCCUGAUGCAGUUGUCAUACUGGGUGAUGACCUUGUCUAUGGAAUCUGUGAAGCUAUUGAUGGAGAAAAAGAUCCCCAAUGCCUAAUGAUCACAUUUCAUAUAGUGGAAGUUUUGGUGCGACUAUUCCCAGAUCCAUCUGGUCCACUAGCAAGUUUUGCUGGGGAUCUUUUUGAAAUUUUGGGCUGUUACUUCCCCAUCCACUUUACACAUCCUAAUGGUGAAGACGUCGAUGUGAAUAGGGAUGAGCUAUCAACGUCACUUAUGCUGGCUUUUGCUUCUACACCUCUUUUUGAACCCUUUGCCAUCCCGUUGCUUCUUGAAAAACUUUCUUCUUCUCUGCCAUCAGCAAAGGUUGAGUCUUUGAGAUAUCUUAGCUAUUGUAGCAUGAAGUAUGGAUCAGAAAGAAUGGCUAAGCAUAUUGCUGCUCUUUGGCCUUUAUUAAAAGAGACAAUUCAAUACUCAUUACAACCUACUUCAUCUGUGGAGUCGGAAACGUUUGAUGGUGUUGGUUUUCAGGAGAAUCAAAUUGUGAGUGAAGCUCAUAAACUUUUGCAGAAGGUUGUUCAGCAAGAUGAUGGUUUGUUCUCAAGUUUGAUUGUUGGUGACGAAGAAAUAAACUCAACUAUCAAGUCUAUUUCUAGUUUUAAGAAGUAUGUUGAUAUUCCAAUGCAAAACAAACAUAAACUACAUGCAGUUGGUCGAAUUUUAUCUGUUUCUGCUGGAGCUUCUGUUGCUUCCUGCAAUAGAGUGUUUGAAAGUUUCUUCCAGACCUUAAUGGAUGCCUUGGGACUUUCAGGUUCAUCUGGGGAUAGUCCUCAAGAAGGAGAUUAUGAAUUUUUUGAAAAUCUUAACUAUGGAGCCUUAUUUCUAUGCAUUGAACUCCUUGAUGCAUGUAAACAUUUGGUUGUUAGCUCUAAAGAACUUAAUUCAAUUACUGUGUCUCCAAAUGAGAGAUGGUGCUGCAUGCUUCAGGGCUUUUGUGCCUCAUUAAUCAAAUCAUUCAGUUGUGCCUUAAUGAUCAACACAGACAAAGAAUCCCAGAAUGCAUAUAUCCGCUCUGGAGUUAAAGGUUUGCAGAUUUUGGCAACAUUACCCGGAAACUUCUUACCUGUAUCGAAGUCCAUAUUUGAAAAUAUUUUGAAGCAGUUGAUGUCAGUCAUCACUUUGAAUUUUAACAAGUCAUUUCUGUGGAAGUUGUCCUUGAAGGCCUUGGUGGAAAUUGGAUCAUUUGUUGAUACAUGUCACGAGUCUGACAAGGCACAGAGUUUUAAGGGUAUUGUUGUUGAAAAGAUUGUUUUCUUGAUCUCUUCUGAUGAUUCUACUAUAUCUUUGUCACACAAACUUGAAGCAAUAUCUGAGAUUGGCAGAACUGGGUUGGACUCUAUGCUGACAAUUGUCAAAGGGUUAGAGAAUACUAUAUUUGCCAAAUUAUCUGCUCAUCAGGUACAGGGAACUGUUGAAAUUGAGUCUACCAUAGAGCUUUUGGAAUGUUUGUCAAACAAGCUGCUUCCAUGGUUUGAUAAAAUUGGAGGUCUUGAUGAAGUCCCUUUCCACUUUGUCCUUAAUUUCUGGGACCACAUUGAAAAAAGCAUCAAUUUCAGCAUUGGAUGCCAGGAAAAAGGACUUCUUGAUCCAAUAAUGACAGCAAUGAAGCAAGCUGUUGCAAAAUGUUCAGAGAAAAGUCAAAGCAUCAUUAUCCAGCGAGCCUUCUAUGUAUUUAUGUCAACUACUUCUUUCCCAUUAAAGGACUCCAUGUCUGUAACCACUCCAGCCAAAAUUGAAGCCUCAGGGCUUAAUCAUGGUUCAAGCUGUUUUCUGCCAAGAGAUGAGUGGAUAAUCUCAUUACUGGCUUCUGUUAUCAUAGCUCUUCGUCCUGAAACACACAUCCCAAAUAUUGAAUUAAUAUUGCAGAAGUUCACGGCCGCCCUUCUUAGUGGUAAUGUUCCUGCAGCUCAGGCUUUGGGUUCCAUUGUUAACAAACUGCCUUUAAAAGUCAACACAGUAGAGACCUCUGGUGGUUGUAGUUUAGAAGAAGCACUGGACAUAAUCUAUGGCAAUAGCUUGUGGACUUCUGAUGGUUACAGUCUCUCGAGGAUUUGUGGUGGAAUAAGUGAUGGCAGUGAGAUUGGUCUUAGUGGUUUAAGAUCAAGUACCCAAGAGAGUUGGUUGUUUCAUGUCCAUGUGGUUGUUGGACUAGCAUGGAUAGGUAAAGGUUUGCUUAUGCGAGGUCAUGAAAAGGUCAAAGGCAUAACAAUGACCAUCUGGAGUUCUUUACUGUCAAAUGGCGGUAGUGUGGCCAUACCUCGUCCCAGUACUGAGCAGGAUAUGCUUCCGUUAAUGAAAUCUGCUGCAGAUGCAUUUCAUGUUCUUAUGAGUGACUCUGAGGCUUGUUUAAACAGAAGUUUUCAUGCAAUCAUUCGACCGCUCUAUAAGCAACGGUAUUUCUCUACUAUGAUGCCAAUUAUGCUAUCUUCAGUGGCUAAAUCCGAUUCGUCAAUUAAAAGGUCCAUGCUGCAUCGAGCCUUUGUUCACAUCCUAUCUGAUACGCCACUUAGUGCUGUCUUGACUGAAGCUAAGAAGCUCAUCUCAGUAUUGGUGGAUAGCUUAUCCAUGUUGAGCAAGGAUAUUUUGAAUAAAGAUAUCCUAUAUAAUGCCCUGCUAGUGUUGUCAGGAAUAUUAAUGGACAAAAAUGCAUAGUGGGAUCCACUUCCUCCUGCACUACUGCCUGUUCUUAAUCUCUGAUCUGCUUUUGCUUUAUCUCUGUUCUUCAUCUAUGAUCUGCAUGGAUCACCACAUAUAACAUUCAAGAAUGGAAUCAUUCCCAAAAAGGGAAGGAUUGUUACUGGAACACUGUGUGCUGCUAGGAGACAAAUCAUGGUAACACUGGUUUGCCAUGACUAAUCAAAAAGAUAAGUUCUUAAUGAAGACCUUGAUGUAAACUUAUUUACCAGAAAAUUAACCAGUUUCUUCUACAGUUGUCUUCCUUUGGCCAUAGCUCUAUCGUACAUUUCUUGGAUCACUUGAUUCUAUCUAUUUGUGUUGUGUUUCUUUUUCAAAGUCUUACCAUAUUAGAUCUAUAGAGGCCCUUUCAUACACCUUAUUCUGGUGUAUAUAUCUAGGCAAGUUUUCCAAAAUAAUCAAAGAGGUAACUGCUUCAUGUAGACUACUGAUGUAAACUUACAGUAACAGGAAAAUAACCAGUUUCUUCUGCAAUUGUCUUUGUUGUGGCCAUAGCUCCAUCAUUUAUGUCUUGAAUCACUUGAAUAUAUCUGUGUCAUGAUUCUUUUUGGUUAAAUUGCAACUAGGCCCCUAUGAUUUAUGUCAUUUUUAUGGAGACCUCUUGCAGUUUAAAUUUAGUAUUUGAGGUCCCUGUGGUUUACUUUUCUUUCUAACAACCCUUUUUGUUAGGUCAAGCUACUAAUGAGUAAUGACAUUAAAAUAAAGUAGGGUAAAUUCCACACAAACCCUUUGUGGUUUCUGUUUAGCUUUAUAGAGACCUCUUGUGGUUUAGGUUUAGUUUCAUAAAGACCCACUGUAGUUUAAAUUUAACUUUUGAGACUUAUUGAAAGUGGUGUUGUUUUGAUUAGUUUGCCAACGACGUUAAACUCCAAACUAAUAGAAGG
Molecule: messenger RNA, 4172 nt
Organism: Diospyros lotus (date-plum)
Lineage: Eukaryota; Viridiplantae; Streptophyta; Magnoliopsida; Ericales; Ebenaceae
Product: MMS19 nucleotide excision repair protein homolog
Exons: 17
Coding region: 64-3246 (1060 amino acids)
Biological process (GO): iron-sulfur cluster assembly
Cellular component (GO): cytosolic [4Fe-4S] assembly targeting complex
Source: RefSeq, a predicted model, not a curated record